GUUGCCUGGUGACGAGAGUUGGGAGUGUGGUGGGGCUGCGGAUCUCCAGCAGUGGCGUUACUUCUAGCGGCUGGACCCGGCGUUCUCCGCGAGAUCCCGAGAUAUUCUCCCCGCACGGAAGCGACGACUGGCCUGGCCAGAGGAUUCGGGUGGGAGCGAGGUGCCGGCCCCGACAGGAGGGUGAGGUACGCAGAAGUAAGGCGGGGCGCCCCCUGCGGGAAGCGAGCGCGCCCCGGAAAAUGAGCGCCUCCCCACACCACGGGGUCCAGGAGUGAGUGCGGGAAGGAACUCAGCCGCCCGGAGUUGUGGCCUCAUCGUGCUUCCCGCCAAAAACGCCUUGGUACUGUCGGGACGCGGCUGAGCGUGGACGCGCCCGCAUCUGCCCCUCCUCCGCAGUGGUGGAAGACACCCGCGGAGCACCGGUGGAUAAGGGCGGUCUCCUGAGGCCAGAGCUGUAUCCGCAGCAGCCUCCCCGUAUAUUACAAGAAAUCUUAAGUCAAACACUGGAAGAGAUGUCAGAAGAUUCAGAAAAGGAAGACUAUUCAGACAGAACAAUCAGUGAUGAAGAUGAAUCGGAUGAGGAUAUGUUCAUGAAAUUUGUAAGUGAAGAUCUUCAUCGGCGUGCACUUUUAACAGCUGACUCUUUUGGUGAUCCCUUCUUCCCUCGGACUACACAGAUACUAUUAGAAUAUCAGCUAGGGAGAUGGGUGCCACGUCUUCGUGAACCACGGGAUUUAUAUGGUGUCUCUUCUUCUGGUCCACUGAGCCCAACACGGUGGCCAUACCAUUGUGAAGUCAUCGAUGAAAAAGUCCAGCAUAUUGAUGGAGUCUCACGCUGGAGUGAGUCUCACCAGCUGGAGUGCAGUGGCGCGAUCUCGGCUCACUGCAACCUCCACCUCCCAGGUUCAAGCAAUUCUCCUGCCUCAGCCUCCUAAGUAGCUGGGACUACAGGCACGCCACCACGCCCAGCUAAUUUUUGUAUUUGUAGUAGAGAUGGGGUUUCACCAUGUUGGCCAGGAUGGUCUCCAUCUCUUGACCUCGUGAUCUGCCUGCCUCAGCUUCCCAGAGUGCUGGUUUUUUUUUUUUUUUAACGUUCUGUAUCUCUUAGCUGACAUUGGAAAUCUGACCUGUAAUUUUCAGAAGUGUCCAAGUCAUGAAAUACAAGGAAAGACUGGAAAGCUGUUCUAUAUCGAAGAAAACUAAAAUACACAUUAAAGUUCAAUGCAAUGUGUGAUUCUAAAGUGGAUCCUUUUGCUAUAGAGGACAUUAUUUAUACAACUGUCAAAAUUUUAAGUCUAAGGAUUAAAUAUUAGAAAUAAAUCACUAUUAAUGUCCUGAUCUUGAUAGUUGUAUUAUGGUUAUUUAUAUAGGAGGAUUUCCUUCAUUGGAGGAAAUAUAAGUAUUUGGAGAGGAUGGAGUAUUAUGUUGGCAAAUAUUUCAGGGAAAAAAGUGUUUUUUUCCUGUUAUUGCAACUUUUCUGUAUGUUUUCAACUGUUUCAAAUAAAAAGUUUAGAAACCACAUGCCUAGGAAUAAAUCUGAUAGACAAGAUUUCUAUGAAGAAGCAAUAAAGCAUUAUUGAGAGAGAUUUUUAAAAGACCUAAAUAAAUAGAGGGAAAUAGCAUGUUCAUAGAUUGGGAGACUCAUUAUUUUAAAGAUGUCAGUUAUCUCCAAACUGACCUACAUGUACCAUGCAAUACCAGUCAAAAUCCCAAUUGUGAUUUUUUAUAGAAAUUGACAAGGUACUUUAAAAAUGCAUAUGGAAAUGCCAACAACAUCUUAAAAGGACAAAAAAUUGUAAGAUUUACUAGCUCUUAAACCUUAAUAAAGUUAUAGUAAUAUAUGGCAUUGCUGAAAGGAAACAGGAAUGGAAUAGAACAGAACGCUUAGAAACAGACCUAUGUAUAUAUGGUCAUUAUGAAAAAGGUGGUACUGCAAGAGAAAGCUAAAGAUGGUCUUUUCAGUAAAUAAUACUGGAAUAAUUGGAUUUCCAUAUGGAAAAAGUGAAAUCUCACCCCAACCUUAUGCACAAAAGUCCAUUUUAAGUGGGUUAUGGAUAUAAAAAUGAAAGGUAAAACAAUAAGACUUCUAGAAAAUAAUACAAGAAAAUAUCUUCAUAAUAUUAAAAUCUGGAAAGACUUAAACAGAACAUAAAAUACCCUAACCAUAAAGAAAAAGAUGGAUAAAUUUGACUACAGUAAAAUUAAAAACCUCAGUUCAUCAAAAAAUAAAACAAGGCAAACAAUAGAUUGGGAGAAUAUAUUAAUAUUUGCAAUACAUAACUGACAAAUAGAUCAUUUCUGGAAUAUACAAAGCAUUUCUGAAAGUAAUAAGAAAAGACAAACAACCCAGUAGGAAAAUGGGCAAGAGACUUGAAUGGGCACUUUAUAAAAAAUGAUAUUCACAUGGCCAAUAAACAUAUGAGAUAAUAUCAACCUUAUCGUGAAGUCUUGUUGUGAUUUUAAUUUGCUAUCUCCUGAUUGUUAAGGAGGCUGAGUACUGUUUCACAGACACCUCGAAAGGUUAAAUUUAACUUAUACUAAGCAGUGGUGAGCAUAUGGAGCAAAUAAAACCUUUGUGACCUGCUGGUGGGUGUGUAAAUUGGUAUAAUCAUUUUGGAUGAUAGCUUGGCAUUAUUUACUGAAAUUGAUACAUGCCCUGCAACCUAGAAUUUUUACUCCCAGUUGUAUACCUAAAACUGAUGUGAGCACAGGUGCUCUAAGCAAUAUGUAUAAAGCUGUUCAUAGCACCAUUGUUCUUAAUAGCCCCAAACUGAAACAGCCCAAAUGUCCAUUAUAAAUAGAAAUUGAUAAAUUAUAACAUUUUGUACAAUAUUAUGUAUCAAUGAAAUAAGCAAAUUACAGCAAUAUGCCACAAUGUGGAUUGAUUUCACGAAUAUACGUGAAAAACAGCAUAGAAGAAUACCAUAUACUAUGUGAUUUUAAUUUUAUAAAGUUCAAAUAUAGGCAAAGCAAAGCAAAGCAAGUUUUAUUUACAAGACACAUGCAUAUAUAUGAAUGCUUAGGCAGUAAAAUUAUAAAGGAGAGUAGAGAAAUGAUUGCAUUAUAUUAAGACUAAUGGCUACUUUUCAAAGGGAGGGAGAGGCUGGUGAUGGGAAAGGGGCAUGAAUGGAGUAUGGAAGGUGCUUGCAAUGUAAUAUUUCUUGGCCUAUGUGGUAUUUGCUUUGUGAUAAAUCAGUAAGCUGUAGUUCUUUGUUUUUGCAUAAGUAUAACACCUAAUAAGCAUUUAAACAUUUGCUUUGUUUCUGGCCCUGUGAAAUAUGGAUAGAAGUAUGUUUUGGUAGAUUUUUUUAAUGGGCACAAUUGACAAAAAGAUGAAUACAUCAGUGGAACAGAGUAAAAUGUCCAGAAAUAGACC
Messenger RNA from Nomascus leucogenys (northern white-cheeked gibbon), 3376 nucleotides. RefSeq names its product cytosolic carboxypeptidase 3-like. The record is from RefSeq and is a predicted model, not a curated record. The transcript has 5 exons. NCBI's taxonomy places the organism in Eukaryota, Metazoa, Chordata, Mammalia, Primates, Hylobatidae. The coding region runs from base 513 to 935 and encodes 140 amino acids.